AUGCAGCGGCUAGCCAAAAUGAAAUUUAAUAAGAAGAAAAAGUUUUUUAGAAAUGUAAAAAACACCGAUAGUAACAGAAGAAAAAACGCUGACAAUUCUGAAGUAGAAUCGGAUGAAAUCCUAACGUCCGAGGCGUCAGAAGAUGAUAAACUGACCCUUGUAAAUAAAAAGAAAAAACGAAAUAACGAAAAUAAUGAAGAGAGUGAUGAUGAAGAAUUUAGUAACAAGAAUUACUCUGAUCAGGAAGAAAAUGAUGAUACAUACAACAACCCUGAGGAAAGGAAAAUGUAUUUAGCAAAAAAAUAUCUAAAAGAUUUGGGAAUUGAAAGUACGGAUGGAGAUGAUAGUUCUAAUGAAUCAUCAACACAUGAUGGAAAUGAAGAAGCAUCAGAAAGAAGUAAAUUAAGUGACAACUUUUCUUCUGAUGAAAAUGAAGACAAUAAAGAAAAAAUAAAUAAAAUGUUAAUGGAAAAAGAAAAAUCAAAAAAUAGUAAAAUUCUUUUAAAUUUAGAAAACAAAAUAAAAAUAUUUCGUGAUGAAAAAUUAUUAUCAAAUAUAUUGAAUAAUAAUAAUAAAAGGGGGCAUAAAAAUCUAGAACAUAUGAACAGUUCAGGUAAAAAUAUUAAAAUGGAUGAAAAUGUCUUAUUUUUUGGUGGUCAUAAGAAAAGUGUUACCUGUGUUGCGUGCCCGGAUUUCAACUUGUCCUUUUUCGACCACUACGACUAUAAGCUGGACCAUGAGAAAUAUAAAUACGAUAAUAAGCAUAACGGCAAAUACGAUGAGAACAGUGUACCUUCUGGAUGGAAUAGAGAUUAUUUUUACAAAAAUAGUAGCUCUCGUUACGAGAGCAUUGACGAUUUUGAUGAUAAUGAUCAUUAUCUUCAUGGUGAUAGGCAUCCUGAUUGUGUUCAUCGUAAUUCAAAUGGUUAUGGUGAAAGUAUUUUGGAACCAAAAAAUUUUGAAAACACCUCAAUUAAUACAGUAUACACGGGUGGAAAAGAUGCAUGUAUUAUUGAGUGGGAUUUAACUAGAGGAGAAAAGGUUCAUAUAUAUAAGGGAGAUUUAAGCUCAUUUAAAGAUUUUGGAAAUAAAAGUGGUAUAAAUCAUUUUAAAAGUGUAAUGGACAUAUGUUGUAACAAGUUUAAUUCUUUUUUUAUAUCCGUUGGAUGUGAUAAUUUAAUUAACAUAUGGGAUAAUAGAGUAAAUAAGAGUUGUACGAAUUCAGUUAUAGGACAUAAACAUAUUAUUAGUGCAGUUAUUGGAUGUAAUGAUAAUACUGAUGAAUUAAAUAUGGAACAUAAUUUUUUUACUUCCUCAUAUGAUAAAACAAUAAAAUUAUGGGAUUUGCGAUUUUUUAAUAAAUGUAUAAAUACAUACUUAGGACAUACAAAUACCAUUUUAUCUAUGAAUUCAUUAAAUCAAAAUAAAUUAAUAACUAGCUCCAGUGAUUAUACUGUACGUGUGUGGAAUACAAAAAAUGAUAAUCAUAUAUUAUUUAAUAUAAAUUAUGAAAUUAUCGAAUCUUGUUGCACAUUAAAUAAUAAAAUAUUUAUUGCAGGAACAUUUACUGGUCAUUUUUAUAUUUUUACUUCCUCUUAUAAAAAACAUAUAUGCAUACAUAAAAAUGCACACAGUUCAUAUUCUAUAACAGCACUUACAAGUAUUCCAUAUACCAACAUUUUUAUUUCUGGAUCGUAUGAUGGUUAUGUUCAUUUUUGGCAAUAUAAAAAUAUUAACAAAACGUCAGGAAGUGUUCAUAAAAUUCUGACUGUUCAGGUAAAUGGUACAAUAAAUAAAUUUUCUUUUUCACACAAUUAUAAAUACUUAUUUGUGGCAGUUGGAGAUGAGAUGAAACAUGGCAGGUGGACGAGGACAAAAAGUAAAAAUGGACUUGCUGUUAUACCGAUUCAGUUUAUGUCCUAA
Molecule: messenger RNA, 1923 nt
Organism: Plasmodium malariae
Lineage: Eukaryota; Apicomplexa; Aconoidasida; Haemosporida; Plasmodiidae
Gene: RRP9
Product: U3 small nucleolar RNA-interacting protein 2, putative
Exons: 1
Coding region: 1-1923 (640 amino acids)
Cellular component (GO): small-subunit processome
Molecular function (GO): protein binding; snoRNA binding
Source: RefSeq, a predicted model, not a curated record